Molecule: messenger RNA, 1838 nt
Organism: Leptomonas pyrrhocoris
Lineage: Eukaryota; Euglenozoa; Kinetoplastea; Trypanosomatida; Trypanosomatidae
Exons: 1
Coding region: 711-1838 (375 amino acids)
Source: RefSeq, a predicted model, not a curated record
GCUCUGUCAGACACGUCCUAGACACUCUGCGUUUUCCUUUUCAUAACCCAUCAGAGGGAAAGUUGUGGAAGCACCAGUAUACACCUUCGCAGUUGGGCUGUCACAAUUCCCUCGCCGCAAUACUUUUCAUUAAACCUCUUGCAAAGCAACAGCAACAAACAAACUGUUGUCUUGCUUUUGUUUUUCUGGGAAUCGUGGCUGCGGUCUAGCCUGCGCGUACAACCCAACUUCACGUCCUCGCCUGUACACAUCGUUGUGCUGUUCGCUAUUUUCCUCUGGCCUCAAGCCCAUUCAGCAAUUUAUAUUUAACUUUGUACAUCAUGUGGCUUCUUCGAAGGCAUCCUAAAAGCUUCUCGACCCUUGCAAUGGCACAGGAAACGGUGUGUUCCUCUCGACGCGAUGCCGGAAGGGUACUUCUGCAGAUUCCACCAUCUCAUGUUCGUAGCUCCAUUGGCGCAGUGCGGUGUCUGCGAAAUACCUCACGCACUUCUAUUAGUGGACCAGGAACUGAGCGUGCGUUGGGUGGCAGCUGUCUAUGUCUUCACACCACGACGUGCAGCCGCGCAUUGAGUUCUCCACCAAACCGAGCGUCGUCUUCGGUAGCCUCCACGGCCGCGGGCGAUCUGCUGUCACGGUGGAGUCGUCGGACACCGACCUCGGCUUCGACGGCUGAGACGCCUCUGGUCUCAGAAGACGCCACGGAGGCAUCAAUGGCGAAACCGACGGAACCAAAGCAAGAGGAUCCGCUUGCAGAUCGCCUCAGCGUGGAGGAGCUUCUGUUGUUUGACGAGGGCGACGCUGCAGAGAGGUCCGUAUCCUCGCAAACCGCAAAGCAACAGAUUCGUAGCACGAGUGCGUCGACGGAGGAACACGUGCGAGGCACUGCUCCCGCAUCUCCAAAGAAUCACAGUACCGUGCGCAGUGCAUUGCCUGAAGGCUCCUCCGUUUCUGCUGCUUCUGCUGCUGCCGCUUCGUUCACUUUGCGCAGUGAGGAGGUCAACGAAACUGAUGAUGAGGCGGACGUGUACGGUAUCGCCGGCUCAGCUGCGUCCGUGGAGCGUCACCUCAUGGAAGACUUGCUCCAGCAAGCCUCGUUCAACUCGACGAAUGAGGCGGAGAACGACGUGGAAGACAACGAGGAGGGCGGGGAAGCUGCGGAGACUGGCAACGACGAGGCGUUGCAGAACAUUUUUAUCCACCAUACAAACUCCUCUUACCGUAGAGGAUCUGAACCAGCUUCGCCGCACACGACGUCUUCCGUCAAUGGAAGUGACGCGGCGCCGUCCUCAAACCCCGCAGUCUCUGCUGAACAUACAAAUCAGAAGGAUGGAGCAGCAAUCGAGGACAGCGAAGGCUCUGCUCCAUUUGUGACCGCUCAUGUAUCGGAAGCCGUUGACGUCAGCCCAAGUGGGACGGAUGCAGCGGAGGACGCUGUGCAGCUCGCAGAGGAGAGCAACGAAGAAGACGAGUCAAUGGAUACCGUGCUGGAGGAGGAGACGGAUCGCAUGUUGCAGGCGGCGCUGACCAACAUGAUGAAGGAAAGCGCCGCCAACGCAGCUGUGACUCCCACUGCCAGCCGCCCGCAGAUGAGCGGAUCAGGCGGCUACGUUUUCUUCUCCAAGGAGGCGGUGAUGGCAGCAGAGGAGUUGCUGGCGGCGUCAGAGCAGUCCGCAGCAGAUGCAGCCCGCACCAGCGGCUCUCAGCGAAUGGGCCCCGCUGCUGCCGCUGCUGCUGCUGCUGCUGAGACGAACGGUGUCGAGGCUGACUUUGACGAUGACGCCGUUCGUGCGGCGGAGAUGGAGAGCUUAGGCCUUAACAUGGAGACGUCGAAGCGUUGA